Salmo salar (Atlantic salmon) is the source of this 2709-nucleotide messenger RNA. RefSeq names its product 7-dehydrocholesterol reductase. NCBI's taxonomy places the organism in Eukaryota, Metazoa, Chordata, Actinopteri, Salmoniformes, Salmonidae. Gene Ontology annotation, biological process: brassinosteroid biosynthetic process; cholesterol biosynthetic process. Gene Ontology annotation, molecular function: 7-dehydrocholesterol reductase activity. Gene Ontology annotation, cellular component: endoplasmic reticulum membrane. The record is from RefSeq and is a predicted model, not a curated record.
CAAUUGUUUUGUGAUAGCCUUUAUCGAUCGUCUAUUUAUUCAUUCGAUCCGUUGUCGUGCAUAAUUAUUGACAGUAUAAUUUCAGGGACUUGCGGAUAUUUAUUAAUUAAUCGGCUAUAUAAACAGCUGACGCUUGUUGUAGGCCCAUCAGUAAUUUUAAGUAACGUUAAAAGGGUGGAGAAUGAAGUCUAUGCUUUUUAUGAAACCCAUACUUCAAUCAGUCUUGUACACAACAUUAUCUGAGUGGUCUAUGUGAAUGUGAGACAGCUGUCACUCAGCCAAAAGUGUCCUUGUCAACCAGUACAACUGUUGUUCCCCUCAGCAUUCUCGUUGUAUCUGUAUGUUGGAUUUGGUCCAAAAACGUAUCAGCUGACAUAACCUAUGCACUGAGACCUGCUAUUAUCCCUUUUCCCUAGAGAUGUCUUCUGCAGUGGCCAUGGAGGCCACCCGGAGGCGCCAGAGGCUCAGCUCUAACGGGGAGGCGUCUGAGACGACAGAGGAACCUGCAGGGCAGUGGGGAAGAGCAUGGGAGGUGGACUGGUUCUCUCUGAGCGCUGUGAUCCUGCUACUGUGCACAGCUCCCUUCCUGGUAUUCUUCUUCGUCAUGGUGUGUGACCAGUACCAGUGCUCGGUCAGCCAGCCCCUGGUGGAGCUCUACAGUGGAGAGGUCACCCUGCGCUCCAUCUGGGAAAAGGCCCCCUCCUUCACCUGGACCGCUGCUCAGAUCUACACCAUCUGGGUCUCCUUCCAGGUAGUGCUCUACAUGUGUGUUCCUGAUAUCACUCAUAAGUUCCUGCCUGGCUAUGCAGGUGGGGUUCAGGACGGAGCUCGCACCCCGGCAGGCCUCAUAAACAAGUAUGAGAUCAACGGUUUACAGUCGUGGCUGAUCACCCAUGCCCUGUGGUAUGCCAACGCUCAAUUCUUCCACUGGUUUUCCCCCACCAUAAUCUUCGACAACUGGAUCCCACUGCUGUGGUGCACCAACAUACUGGGCUAUGCUGUGUCCACCUUUGCCUUUGUCAAGGCCUACCUCUUCCCCACCAAUGCAGAGGACUGCAAAUUCACAGGCAACGUCUUCUAUAACUACAUGAUGGGCAUUGAGUUCAAUCCCCGCAUCGGCAAAUGGUUCGACUUCAAGCUCUUCUUCAACGGGAGACCUGGUAUUGUUGCCUGGACUCUAAUCAACCUCUCUUAUGCAGCCAAACAGCAGGAGCUCUAUGGCUAUGUGACCAACUCCAUGAUCCUGGUUAAUGUGCUGCAGGCAAUCUAUGUUCUCGACUUCUUCUGGAAUGAGGCAUGGUACCUGAAGACGAUUGACAUCUGCCAUGACCACUUUGGCUGGUACCUGGGCUGGGGGGACUGUGUGUGGCUGCCCUUCCUCUACACGCUGCAGGGCCUGUACCUGGUUUAUAACCCAGUCCAGCUCUCCACAGCCCAUGCUGCUGCUGUCCUCCUCUUGGGUCUGGUGGGUUACUACGUCUUCCGCUCCACCAACCACCAGAAGGACCUGUUCCGCCGUACCGAGGGGAAGUGCUCCAUCUGGGGCAAGAAGCCCACCUUCAUUGAGUGUGCCUACCGCUCGGGUGACGGCGGCCUUCACCACAGCAAGCUCAUGACCUCCGGCUUCUGGGGCGUGGCACGCCACCUCAACUACACGGGCGACCUGAUGGGUUCGCUGGCCUACUGUGCAGCCUGCGGCUUCGGCCACAUUCAUCCCUACUUCUACAUCGUCUACAUGACCAUCCUGCUGGUGCACCGCUGUGUGAGAGACGAGCAUCGCUGCAGCAGCAAGUACGGCAAAGACUGGAAGCGCUACACGGAUGCAGUUCCCUAUCGACUGCUGCCUGGGAUCUUCUAGAGUCGACACAGAGGUUGAAGGAAUCCCUGCAUCCUGAAAGAAGUUUAACAGAAGAAGGAGAUGUCUGUUAAAUGGACUGUUCACAUUCCGUGGGAAAGGGGAAGAUGUUGAUGACAUUUUGAGCAAAAUGUGUGCGUGCGCGUGUGUGUGACCGUGUGUGUGAAUGCAAUGGUGUCUUUGGAUGUCAAUGUGUGUUUCCAUGUUUCUCUGUCUGAAAAUACAUAGUGCUCAGAGUGAGAUCUUCACUUGUAGUCAGAAGAGUGCCAGCAUUGUGCUCUAAGAAGCAAUCCUCAGCUACUCUCAGAACUGCUUUCACCAGUGCCUAGGAGCAUUUCUCCGUAAAUAUUGGUACUAUGGUACAUAGAUGCUAUGAGAAACUCUGCAAAAUGGAUUUCUAAUUAAAAUCUGUAUUGAAGUGCACUGUAGUCUAUCAACGUGAACAUCACAUAACCAUGCAGUAGCACUUAGUUGCCGAUGGUAAAGUAAUUACAGCUACAAGUGAGCAAUAAUCUAGAUAUCUUUUGACAAUGCACUGUCGUUGACAAAUGUUUCUUCUACUUAGGGGUCAGCCCAGCAUUACAUGAAAUGCUAGCAGCAGACUAGUAUAUUAUGUUCAAGAAGCAGCUACACCUAUAAAAUGAUUGUUCCUGCUAAAAUUCAUUUUUCUUUAUGCCUGUCAAUAUGUUUGAGGUACCCCGUACCUGUUAUUUUAAAGUUUUGUGCUAAUAGUGCUUUUACUUUAGCCAACAGUCUUUUGAUUUCAGUUGUUUGCCUUUUUUUUUUUUUUACCUCAUCUGCCUUACCUCAAGUGAUAACUUAGAAAAGUAAAUAAACCUAACAUGGUGAAUACA